AUGGAAGAAGAAUUUCAGGAAGCCCUAACAAGCCUUCACAAUGUUGGUGAUUGGCAAGGUUCUUCUUCUUGUUCUUCUUCGUUUGAUGAUUGGCAUUAUUCUUCUUUUCAACAAACCCUACUCCAAGAAACCUCUAUUGUUGGUUUUGUUAUGGCCAAUAUUAUAGUGAGUCGCAGAUAUGGUAUAGUAUUCUUUAAUUACCGUGAAUCAGUUCUACUUGUAUUUGAGCCAAGAAAGCUUGAUGAUCGAAGUUCUGCUAUUAAGGUCUUGAAUGCUGAUUAUCUUGAACUGGGUUAUCUUGAUAGAUCAGUUGCUACUGUUUUAUCUCCUUUGGUUGAAAAUAAAAUGAUUAAUGUUAAAGUUAUGGUGCCUGGAUCAAGAACUAGUAGCAAUAUGUUGGUUCCUUGCCAAGUAAGUAUCUCUGCAAAAUUAGAUGAUUUUGAAACUGUUAAAACUGCAAUUUCGCAAGGUGGGUUGAUCUUAGUUUCCCAGCCGGGUUCAAGUUUUGCAUCAUUUCAUGAUGAGGCUAUGGUGGUUAAAGAAAAGAGUAGUACAGCUGGACAUAGGAAUGUCAAUGAGAAAUUAAGGUUGGUUGAGGGGAAUGAGAACAAAAGAGGGCGAAAGCGGUUCAGCAACUACGAACCUCUCUGUUUGCACACUCAAGAACCGGAGAUUAUUGAAAACGAGAGUGGAGUUUGCCUUUCUGAACAUACUUUUGAAAUUGAACUAGCAAACAUCAAUGCCAAACCUGCCUUGCAAGUGGAGCCAGAGCACUUAAAUUUCAUCCCCAUUGGCGCAGUAGGGCAUAAUAAGGUCAGUGUUGAAGGUGCUUGUUCUAAUGGAAUAAUUCCAGUGAUUGUGUUCCGGAACGUAAAGGGGACUGGCCUGACUGAAUGCUUGGCUUCUGAUCCAUUGUUCUCUAGUUUUGAAGAUUUUGAAGGUGCCAACUAUCCCACCAACUAUUGGUCAGAGACAUUUCCUAAGAUGUUGUUGCAAGCAAAUGAAAUCCGGAGAACUCCCUUAAAAAUACUGUGCACAGUUCGGAUAAGCAUUGCAGAUGCAGCAAAGAUGGUGCACGUUGUUAAAACUGAUGCUGUUGAAAGAAAGCAUUUUCGGUGA
Messenger RNA from Dovyalis caffra, 1119 nucleotides. Lineage: Eukaryota; Viridiplantae; Streptophyta; Magnoliopsida; Malpighiales; Salicaceae. The record is from the annotation of a GenBank genome assembly.